Messenger RNA from Limulus polyphemus (Atlantic horseshoe crab), 3134 nucleotides. RefSeq lists its product as uncharacterized. Lineage: Eukaryota; Metazoa; Arthropoda; Merostomata; Xiphosura; Limulidae. Gene Ontology annotation, biological process: positive regulation of actin filament bundle assembly. The record is from RefSeq and is a predicted model, not a curated record. The transcript is spliced from 6 exons. Gene Ontology annotation, molecular function: actin binding. Bases 365 to 1828 code for a protein of 487 amino acids. Gene Ontology annotation, cellular component: Z disc; actin cytoskeleton; nucleus.
GAAAAUAACACUAUAGAAACCGAGAAACAAGUAGAGAAGCAAACAAACAUAAAAUACACCGACAAACGCGCCACUGUAACAAACGACGACAUGAAGUCUUCUGAGCUAACUGAUAUCCAAGAUAAAAGUGAUACCACCAUAUCUGCCACGAAAGAAUCCGACUUGGGAACAAUAUCUUCAAUUUCUACUUUACCCACUACAGUUGAAAGUACACCUAAAACUGAAAUUGGUUGUCAGGAACAUACAGAUGCGCCCCCAUUAUUUAAAGUAAAGAAAUUUGAAAAAACAGCAGAGCAUUCUGUUUGGAAUCCGUUGGGGUCUAGUGCUAACUUCUGUUCCCAAAGAUGGUGUUCCAAUCUUCAAGAUGGAUAUCCCAUCAUCCACUGAGAGUCCUAGGACUUCUUCCUGGAAGCCCUCUACGCUGCCAACAGUAAGAAUUGGAGAUGAAAAUAUUACAAAAACCAGCUCAUCUGCUCAGGAACAAAUCAAGAAAGUUCCCCCUCCUAUUCCUCCUAAGCCUAAACAAAGACCAGUUAGCGCCCCUCCGAUGGAUAUUGACAUCCUUGACCAGGCGAAAAUAGAAGAAACGAGUCACCCUGCUCCAGAAACAGACUCCACUAACAAAUGGGCUUGUCACGCCUACGAGCCAGCAUCAGACACUGAUUUUGACGGCUACGCUACUUUUCCUAGAAGAAAAAAAAUGUAUUCAUCUUCGAGCUUUUACGAAGAUCCGAGUGCGAACUACCCGACUGUGGAGGAGCAAGUCGAACUUUGCCGAAAAAUUGCCGACUCUCUUUCUGCUGACAAGAAUCAGAAAUCACGUGGAGCCAAUAUGUUCAAUCGAAGAGUAAAAAGGUCACAAAAAUGGGUUCACGAAAAUCCAGAGGAUGAACUGGAACCUUCUGAGCAGGAAGUGGCAGAGGAGAAAACAACUAUUGAAAAGAUAGAAGUCGAACCUCAAACACAGCAAAUGUUAAGCGCGCCAUGUGUUAAAGUCAGUGACGGGCCACCGAAGUUGAAACUGAUUCUUGACCCUAGGCACCUCCAGGAUGCUAGCCAGCUACGAAAAGCAGGUCAAAAUAUUAGUGAGCAUAACGUUGUUAGUCCUGACGUUUGUCUGGGUCUAGUGAAAGACUUGAACUCUCCAGUUGGGAAAGGCGCCGUUAUGUUUGCAAAACGCAAGAAAAAAUCUGAAAAGUGGGUAGUCGAUGAAAACAAGGUUAAAUCCCACCUUACACCACAGAAGGAACUCACUAAACCAGAAAUGGGUCUGACAGCGACGAAGACUGGUCCUCAAAUAACCAAGCUCCAAGAAAUUCUGCACAAUCCACGACUAAAGAUUGUCAAGAGUCCGUGGGAAGCUGCUUUGGAAUCUCCCAUUGGAAGCUGUGAUGCUGCUUUUGUCGAAGUCCGCCAUAAAAGCCCUCCAGACGCAUUAGCUGCUAGCGUCCUUAAGGCAUCAGAAACCAAAGUCUUAACUCCUGCUGCAGCUACUCCGGUGCAGAUUGAUUCUCAGUCCCCUGCCACUACCGCUGCUCCUGUAACAACCAGUCAAUCCACACAACCUGCAAGCUUUGAAAUCUAUCGACCUCGUGCUCCCAAAGGCUGGAGUGGACCGAGAAAAGUGAGCAAUGUUCCAGCUGUUGAACAAAAGCAAAGUCCACCUAGUUCUGAGCCAGCACCACCAUCUCGUCUGGAAAAAGUCGCUCCAUCUGCAAUGUCUUUCCGUAAUUUUAACACGACUCCGAAAACCUGGUUAGCAGUGGGUGCAACUCCAGGACACUCCACGUUUAAACCUAUUAAGACUAACUUAGGAUUUACCAAAUAAAAACUCUUCUCGUCCACAAGAAGUGGAUUCUCUUCAAAGGCCUACAAGCUUUUUUCUGCACUUGAGUGACUGACACUCGAAAGGUUUCUCCUAUACAGAUUCUUCAUCAGUUGGACGUUCACGUUCGUGUUCACUCUAUUGACUAAGCUAUCCCACAAUCUUUAAUGCUGUUUUAGUCUUUGUUAGAAAGUUUUUCAAUUUAAGUGUGUGUCCCAAGAUUGUUGUGAUGGUUUAGUAUAAAUUUAUUAAUACUCUGCAUGUCGGAGCAAUGUUACUGAUUUAUUUUUGAAAAGUUAGUUGUCUCCUAAGUACUGAUAAUAUUUUAACAUUACAAUUUUCCUAUUUUUGCUCUAUCACCUCGUACACUAAUUAAAUUAUAUAAUUUCCAGUGAUAUAUUAUUAUAAUAUAUUAUGUCAUCUUUAAACUUCAUAUUUAUUGUGCAAAAUUGUUUUGCGUGAGUUCUCUUAGUGAGCGACUAAAGAUAUCUUGCGGUAGCAUCUAUAGAAAUAUACUUAGCUAGCAUUUGAUUAAUUAGCUAAUUUAAAGUUUACCUAAUUCUGUAGAUACGAACCUGUAUUUCAGUGAAGGCAGUGUGUCAUUAUUUGUUUUAUAUGAAAUAUGUGUAUGUUUCUGGAGAUGAUGCUCAAUAUUUCCUUAAUUAAAGGAUCUGAUCUGUUCCGUGCGAUAUAGUGAUUACAUUACAUUUGACUGAUUUGAAGUACAGUUAUGAGCUAAUGGGAUAGUUUAAAACUGUUGGCUUUAAGUAUAAGAUACUACUUUAAUUGAGACAUAUAAAACUACUUUCUGUAAUACUCUUUUGAAAAUUUUGAAACUAUAAAUUAUCUACCAACAUGUAAUCAAAUACUGACUUGUAACUGAUGAAUUAUGAAAUUAAAACCAAAAUUUGUAUUACUGAAAGCGCUUUUCUAUUCAUUAUAUCCAUGUACAACAAUGUUGCUGUUUAGACUCAGAAAUUCGAAUUUUUGGGUUUGAGAAACCUUUAAAAUGUCUUUUUUGAUUCUACAAUUCAAAAGAAGACUUCCAGAAAGGAUAGCAACAUCAAGUUGGAAAACAAAUGUUGUUUUCACACUUAAGCUUCAUUUCAGUUAAGUACUUUAAAAUCUAAACCAAAGAAAGUAGUUUUUAGAAUGAUCAAGAUUAUUUUUUGCCCCAAAUGAUGUAACUCUAAUACUUAUUCAUUGGCAUAUUUCGCCUUUUAGUUUACACGUCUUUAAAUUUUGAUUAAGUUGAAUAACUGUUGCUUUUGGUUAUGUUUUUAUUUACUAUAAAAGAGCGUUUUUAGAC